Molecule: messenger RNA, 1590 nt
Organism: Fusarium keratoplasticum
Lineage: Eukaryota; Fungi; Ascomycota; Sordariomycetes; Hypocreales; Nectriaceae
Exons: 1
Coding region: 40-1590 (516 amino acids)
Biological process (GO): steroid metabolic process
Cellular component (GO): membrane; cytoplasm
Molecular function (GO): Delta24(24-1) sterol reductase activity; FAD binding
Source: RefSeq, a predicted model, not a curated record
UCAUUCAACCACCAUCCCCGAGGGGUCCCCACGAUACCAAUGGAGCGCCACAAGCAGGCCGUCGCCUCCAUCGCCUCGGCCGUCCGCGGCUUCUUCGAGCGCCGCGAGCCAUACCGCAUCUUCCAUGGCUCCACGAACAGCACUCGUCCUCAGCUGACCGGCAAGCCCGUCGUCGACAUCAGCGCUCUUCGCAAUGUUCUCCAGGUCGACCGCGCCGCUCGCACCGCCCUCGUCGAGCCCAAUGUCCCCAUGGAUAAGCUUGUCGAGUCGACCCUUAAGCACGGUCUCGUUCCCCCCGUCGUCAUGGAGUUCCCCGGCAUCACAGCCGGAGGCGGCUUCGCAGGCACGGCGGGCGAGAGCUCGUCGUUCAAGUACGGAUUCUUCAACGAUACGGUCAAUUGGGCCGAGAUUGUGCUCGGAAACGGAGAGGUUGUUCGUGCGUCGCGAGAGGAGCGUGCUGACCUCUUCCGCGGCGCCGCUGGUGCCGUCGGCUCCCUCGGCGUAACCACGCUGCUCGAGCUGCAGCUCAAGGAGGCCAAGAAGUUUGUUCGCACUACAUAUCAUCGCACUAGCAGCGUCGCCGAGGCCGUUGCCCGUAUCCGCGCCGAGACCGAAAACCCCGCCAACGACUAUGUCGACGGUAUCCUCUUCUCCAAGGACCAUGGCGUAGUAGUCACUGGUACUCUGACCGAUGACAAGCCCGCCGAUACCAAGAUCCAGACCUUCAGUGGUGCCUGGGAUCCCUGGUACUACCUCCACGUCCAAGACCGCACUCGCAACGUUCCCUCCGCUGGUCCUAUCGUUGACUCCGCCGCCUCGUCCUCCUCUCCCGUCGAUUACAUCCCUCUCGCCGAAUACUUCUUCCGCUAUGACCGCGGCGGCUUCUGGGUAGGCGCCGCUGCCUUCGACUACUUCAAGGGCGUGCCCUUCAACCGAUUCUUCCGCUGGUUCCUCGACGACUUCCUCCAUACUCGCAUGCUCUACCGUGCCCUCCACGGUAGCGGUGAAUCCGCCCGCUUCAUCGUUCAGGACCUCGGCCUGCCCUACCGCACUGCCGAGGCCUUUGUCGACUACACGGCUGAGAACUUCAAUAUUUGGCCCCUUUGGUUGUGUCCCCUGAAACAGACUCCUCCUCCCACCUUCCACCCGCACACUGGUGAGGCCGAGACUGCUGCUGACGGCACUGUGUCGACCCCUCCGUCUCUGAACAUUGGCCUAUGGGGCUGGGGCCCCACUGACCCGGAUGAAUUUGUUACCAAGAACCGCGCUCUCGAGGACAAGCUUGUCGAGCUAGGCGGUCUUAAGUGGCUUUAUGCGCACACCUACUACAACGAGGAGGAGUUCUGGAAGCUCUAUGACAGACCCUGGUAUGAGGCCCUUAGGAAGAAGUACCACGCCGAUACGCUACCGACCGUCCACGACAAGGUCAAGGUUGAUGUCGAGGCCCGCAAGGAGCAGCGUCAGAAGUGGAAGCGCUCCCUCAAGAGCAAGCCGCCGUUGGGUGGUCUGUAUGGUAUCUGGAAGGGUAUCCAGAGCAAGGAUUACAUGCUGCACCGCCACGCCGAGUGGAAGUUCAAGGAGAAGAAAUAG